ACUGUCUGUAUAAUUUACUGUUUGUUAAACUCAAUUUUUUCCUCUUUGAUUUUAGCCGACUGUCCUUAUUUUCACUUCCCUCCAUAGUUUCCCCAAUUUUCCUUCUCUACAUUCCGAGUUUCCCUCCCCAGCUAAACCUAAAUAUUUCCCUCUCCCAAAUCUAGUUCGACUCCAACCUUCGCCAAAAUUCAUUUCCCUUUUCUCUCUUCUCUCUUGUAUCCUUUCCCUUUCUCCCUCUUGUUGUUCAUGCCAUCAUCGUUAGAUCGAAGGGGCCAGCCGAUGUUCUCUUUGUGGGACAGUUCUCCAAUAGCGCAAAUCUGACAUUCGAUCCAAAAAAUUUGGUUAACCUUGACGACUUUUCGACUUGAUCUAGCACUGGGGACCUUGGAUCCAUGUUUCAGACUCCGAUCGACCCUUUGGUGGAGCCGACUAGUGUGUGCCUGGAGGACAGAUUCGAUGUUGGCGGUCCUGGAUCUCCGAUGCUCGAUUUGGCGGGCCUCUUUCUCCGGCACAACCGCUGAACUUCUCAUUCCUUGUGCUUCAAAAUCUGGCGAAUUGUGCGAGCCGUGAGGCUUACCAUGGCGAUCCAACGGAAACUGAAGGCUCCCAUUCUCUUUGCUUUCCUCAAUUUCGCUCUUCCUCCGGGAUCUGAGGCGCAUAGUAAGCUGUCUUCUUCUCUUCCAAAGGUAAAGCUUCAGGCUUUCUUUAUUGAGCGAUUCGUGUUGAGAAAAGUGAUUAUUUUGAAAGUGUAAGGUUGUAGCAGUUGUUAUGAUGCGUGUUCAUCAAUUUGGAAACUUGUGUGGAUUACAUUCUCCAACAUUGCAUUGCUCAACAUUGGUGAUACGAAGAUGAGCAUGAUAUGGAAGUUGAUAUUGCUACCUCUUCACUUCAAGCUUCUGCAAAGCAUCCAUUACCAGAGCUGGAAAUCUACUGCUACUUGCUUGUCUUGAUAUUGCUGAUUGAUCAAAAGAAGUACAAUGAGCAAAAGCUUGCACCUCUGCAAGCAUUGUUCGGCUGAAGAACGUGAAUAGGAGGACUGUUGAUGUUCUAGCUGCUAGGCUUUACUUCUACUACUCUCUCAGCUAUGAACUACUUACCGGUGACCUUGCUGAAAUUAGAGGGUAACUUGUAUUUCACUAUUUUCAUUUUUUAAGAUAUCCUAGUGUACCCUGGACUGUGUACUUAUUCAGAAGUGAAGCACAGUAUUAGAUUCUAGCUAGGUCUAACAAAAAAUGCUGAUUACUGACAGUAACCUUCUUGCCCUGCACCGAAUUGCAACAUAUAUUGCGUCAUGAUGAGCUGGGACAGGUAAAAGUUUCAACUAUUUAAGCAGUUUAGUCUAUGUUGCUAAGGUGUUUUUUGCAUAUUUGAAUGUUUUUCUGAUGCAAGAAACAUUCUCCCCCAAUUAAAAUUCUUAAAUGAGUGAAGCUCCCAAAUAUGUUCAACCUUGACCUUGAUCAAACUCAUUAUUUGUUUUGUGGGGAAAGGAAGGUUAUGCCCUCUAGGCUAUAUUUAACUGGUUUUGUGAUUUCUCCUAUUUUUCCAUUGAAGAAUUUUAUCAAACUAAAAUUGAAUGAAAUUU
Molecule: messenger RNA, 1582 nt
Organism: Rubroshorea leprosula
Lineage: Eukaryota; Viridiplantae; Streptophyta; Magnoliopsida; Malvales; Dipterocarpaceae
Source: the annotation of a GenBank genome assembly